UCUCAGUUCUCUGUAAUGGAGGUGAAAGUGAAAGUAGCCAUUACACUUCCUGCUGUAACAGACUAAAACAGGAGGAAUAUAUUUGUGUGUAGACAGGGGGGAGGUUUUACACACGGUGUUUAAAUUGUAAUGAGGUCAAAAUACUGAAUAUGAGCUGCUCUGAAAUGUGGACACACUUCAGCUAAAGCAGCAGAUUUGUUUAUAUCUGAGGAACCGAAAAGGAUUUUAUUAGUUUGAACCUACAGAAAGAGAUAAAGAUGGCGGCUGCACGCAAUGAGUUUAAACUCAUCGGUCCCAGUGGUACACGUCUGUCUCCUGAAAUCAGUGCUGUUAACAUGGAGAUCCGGUGGUUUAAGGAGACAUGCUGUGUUUGUGUCUAUAAGAACAGACAUGUGACAGAGGGGAGAGGUUACGAGGGCAGAGUGAGUCUGUUCACUCAGGAGAUGGAGAGAGGAAACGUCUCCUUACAGCUGAGAGACUGUAGAGGGUCAGAUUUCGGACAUUACCUGUGUCAGGUCACUGAUGGAGACAGAACAGAGGAGAUUACAGUAGAGAUGAUGUCUUCAGCAUGGGGGGCAGUAUCAGGUGAGUAUAAACACUUUUCUGUGAUGGUGAUAUCUUGAUGCUGCAUGAUGACAGAUGAUGUGGCCACACAGUAAGACGGUAACUAAACACACAUACAUCCUUCUCUUUUGUUUGCACGUUAUUCCGGUUGUCUUUUAGUGUUUCAUGAUUAAACGUGUUGCAGAUCACGCCAUAUAU
Messenger RNA from Ictalurus furcatus (blue catfish), 762 nucleotides. RefSeq names its product butyrophilin-like protein 1. The transcript is spliced from 5 exons. Bases 258 to 623 code for a protein of 121 amino acids. The record is from RefSeq and is a predicted model, not a curated record. NCBI's taxonomy places the organism in Eukaryota, Metazoa, Chordata, Actinopteri, Siluriformes, Ictaluridae.